Molecule: messenger RNA, 1244 nt
Organism: Scatophagus argus
Lineage: Eukaryota; Metazoa; Chordata; Actinopteri; Scatophagidae
Gene: ten1
Product: TEN1 subunit of CST complex
Exons: 3
Coding region: 141-539 (132 amino acids)
Biological process (GO): negative regulation of telomere maintenance via telomerase
Cellular component (GO): CST complex
Molecular function (GO): single-stranded DNA binding; telomeric repeat DNA binding; telomerase inhibitor activity
Source: RefSeq, a predicted model, not a curated record
CUAAUAAGUCAUGUGACAUGUACCCCGGAAGUGCUCAGUCUUUUCAACCUAUUUUGUCAAAACGUAAAUCACAUUAUACAUAGCUGUUUCAGUGUGUGUGUGUUUCAGAUUUUUAUCCAAUUCAACCCUUUUUAAACACGAUGCUUCCCGCAGCUGCAGUUUUCCGUUUCCCUUGGGAAGUAAACUCUGGAGAGGUGCAGGAAGGGGACUCAGUCAGAAUACUUGGCAGACUUGUCUGCUAUCAACCUGAAGAGUCCAGGGCUACGCUGUCAUCUCAGCAUGCUUCAAAAGAGCACCAUGUGAUUAUCCACACCUUGUUUGUGGAACCCUUCAACCCAAUAAUUGGAGCCCACUACUUAGUUCUGGGUGACAUAGAAAAUGCUGAUGGGGUUGGUGUGAUGGUCCGUGCUCGUGUGUUGAACUGUGUCGAUGGUGUAAACGUUGCCCUUUUACAGAAAGCCAUCAAUGAGCAAAGGAGCUUCUUCAGGGAGAGGGAGUGCAAACGGGCUGAUGCAGCACAACCUGCACAUGAAACCUGAUCAGAAUCUUAAUACAUCAGGUUUCCCAGGAUGCCCUUUGAGUAUCAUACAGAGUCAAAUAUUUGUCAAGAUGCACUGGAGUGCUAUUGUGGGAGUGAACUUUAAGACUGUUUGGUUAAAUGUAGAAGACUUAAGUUUGACUGUCUUGUCUACCUCUGACCAUAGUUUUUUGCACUUUAUCAGUCCUGGGGGGUUGCUGUUUGACAGUUGAAGCCCCAAAUUAAUGGAGUGACAUCAGGAUUUCAAGGUUGGUCAAUGACAAGUAGAUGUUUUGGUGCCAUGACUUCUGCUGUGCAUUUUAUAGCCAUGUCUGUCAGUGUUGAGACAUCUGCACUAUCUUGAAGUAAAUGUUGAAAAACUGCCUAAUGUACUUAUAUGUUGUAUUUGAAUAACUACACAGCACUGACAGUCCACACUUUUUUAGCCAUUAUAAUUUAAAUUUAUUGAUAUGUUCAUAAAGUAUCAAACAAGACUGAGUUUAAAGUGAACAGUGUCAUAGAUAGCCCACAAGUACAGAAUCAAACCAAUCCUGAUAAAGCAUUGCACCAUGUCCCAGUGUCCCUAAUAACAUGAUAUCAAACGUUAACUGUAUUAAUAUCCUUGGUAUUUAAAUUAAAUCAAAACAACAUUUGCCCACAUCACACAAGUUUGGUAAACAACGGCAACUCAGCAGCAUUCAUUUUGGCUAGACAAACAACUUUGCAG